Molecule: messenger RNA, 2846 nt
Organism: Pungitius pungitius (ninespine stickleback)
Lineage: Eukaryota; Metazoa; Chordata; Actinopteri; Perciformes; Gasterosteidae
Product: solute carrier family 40 member 1
Exons: 9
Coding region: 1-1752 (583 amino acids)
Biological process (GO): iron ion transmembrane transport
Cellular component (GO): membrane
Molecular function (GO): iron ion transmembrane transporter activity
Source: RefSeq, a predicted model, not a curated record
AUGUCCCAGCAAGCAGACGCCUCCCAAUGCGGGGGGGUUGUGGUGGAGUUUCAGUCUAACGACAUCAGGGAUGCAAGAGCAAAUAGAACCAGGAAUAUACCAGGUUCAGCUCUUAUCUACCUCAAGGGUCCCAAGUUUCUCAUCUACGUCAGUGGAGCAUUGUCAAUGUGGGGGGACCGCAUGUGGCACUUUGCAAUUUCUGUGUUCCUGAUCGAGCUGUAUGGCCGUAACCUGCUGUUGACUGCAGUGUUUGGGUUGGUGGUGGCUGGGUCAGUGCUCCUUUUAGGGGCUUUGAUUGGCGACUGGGUUGAUCGCAAUCCCAGGAACAAAGUUGCACAUGCAUCUCUUUUCAUUCAGAACAUCUCAGUGACCGUGUGUAGCAUCGUGCUCAUGUUGGUGUUCUCAUAUAAGCAAAGGAUUGAACAGAUCUGGGAUGGAUGGCUUACUGUGGUUUGUUAUACGGUGGUGAUCGUCCUGGCAGAUGUGGCAAACCUUGCAAGCACAGCACUGACCAUUGCCAUUCAGAGGGACUGGAUUGUGGUUAUCACAGGCUACAACCGAGGUCACCUUGCUGGGAUGAAUGCAACCAUGAGGCGGAUAGAUCAGGUGACUAACAUCCUGGCCCCACUAGCAGUGGGACAGGUCAUGACCCUGGCCUCCAAUGUAGUUGGCUGUGGCUUCAUCCUGGGCUGGAACCUGGUGUCUCUCAUUGUGGAGUUCUUCUUCUUGUCCCGGGUGUACCGCAUCGUCCCUGCUCUUUCAGUCAAACCGCCACUGAUGGAGGUGGAUCAGGUUUAUCUGCAGAAGCGCAGGGAAGAUAAUGUUGCAGAACCUCAACCUCUAACCGAAGGUAACUGCAACACAAGCCUGCACAUAAAAGAAAUCACCAACCUGCCGCUGUGUUUCCGGAGGUUCCGCUGGUUGAUGAGCACCUGCAAGGACGGCUGGAGGGCCUACUACCGCCAGCCUGUCUUCCUGGCAGGAAUGGGUCUGGCGUUCCUCUACACCACCGUCCUGGGUUUUGACUGCAUCACCACCGGCUACGCGUAUACUCAGGGCAUUAGCGGCUCCCUCCUCAGUCUGCUGAUGGGUGUCUCAGCUCUCACGGGGCUGAUGGGCACUGUGAUGUUCACCAGACUCAGGAAGUCCUAUGGCCUGGUUAACACGGGCAUCAUCUCAAGCUGCCUCCACCUGGGCUGCUUGCUGCUGUGCGUGUGCUCGGUGUUUGCCCCCGGCAGCCCGAUGGAUCUUAGCUUGCUGAUGCCCUACAUCACCUCCAACUCCUCUACUGAGCUCGGAGGGAUGGCGAGCCAAAGGCAAAAACACACUUAUCCUCUGAGGGGCAGCAGCAAUCAGCCACUGCUGCCAGACCGCUCCUCCAUCCACUGGACCAACAACACUGUGCUCUUCGACAACGUGCCCUCCGACACGGCGCCAGAAUCGUACAUCUCCAUUAUCCUCCUGUUCCUGGGUGUCAUCACAGCACGAAUUGGUCUCUGGUCCUUCGACCUGACAGUGACCCAGCUCCUGCAGGAGAACAUCUGUGAGUCAGAGAGGGGUGUAGUAAACGGUGUGCAGAGCUCCAUGAAUUACCUGAUGGAUCUGCUUCACUUCAUCAUGGUGAUCUCUGCUCCACAACCACACCACUUUGGCAUCCUGGUUAUCAUUUCUGUAUUAUUCAUCACCACUGGGCACACUAUGUACUUCCUGUAUGCACACAAAGUAAAGAGAAAACGCCGUCACUGCACAUAAGGAGCAGUCUCAUCUAAUCUACUCCCGACAUAGCCAUUCAUUUCAUCACAACAUAGCAAGUGCCUGUCCCACCUCUGUUGCCCUCUUCCUGCAGCGCCAUGUGCCGUAGCAGCAUACAAGAACUCAGGUGAAAUACAGCGGGAGACACGCUCUCCCUUAGUGUACAUAAGUCGAGGUGGCCUCAAUAAACGCAGCUCUGGUACCUCAAGGCGAGGCGUCCUGAUCUAGUGUGCAACAGGACACACGGGUAGCAGCGGAGGCACCGGCCUACGCAAACCCUGAAGGAUUACUGCAUCACUAGCCUGGUAACGCACAGUACUUAGCUUUUUGGAUGGGAGGGUGGAUGGAUGGAGAGCUUUUUCUAACCUUCACUCAGUAAAGAACUGGUGUUGUGAAGAAAACCCAACAGCGAUACAGGAAAAUGCAAACAAGACGAGACAGUAGUGGCAUCAAUGUUACUGAUCCGUCCACUUGGAAAUAUUCCAGGGUGUCCAAAAACAAACAUAAAGGGAACUCGAUGUCAGAUUGUUUGACUUAGAAAAUAGAUAAAUCUGAAAGGCAGUUCCCCCUGUAAGUGGACAGAAGUGAAGAGAAAUGUAUUUCCUUUCCCUGGUUUGUUUCUCUGUGGAUGAAUCAAGCUGACAAUUUGCAGGUAAACCUGGUUUAUGCAUUAUAACAACAAACAUGAUCAACUCACGCCAUGUCCUUUUAUUACAAUCUAUUUUAUUCUAACGGCUUGUGUACUUUGAUAAAUAAAAAAGUAGUUUCCAAACUUUCUUUCCUUCCCAUAUAAAGAGUGAUAUUAUUAGUUUUAUAGACAUCCAAGAGGAAACCAAUCUUAAUUUUGUGACAUGUUAGAAAUCAGUGAUAAGUCAAUGGCAAAUGUUGAUCAAUGCUAUUGGCUGUGUUGUAUUACACAUUGCUUCAUUCUUUUUUUAGUUUAGUUUUAUGAACUAAACCCUACCUUACCUCAACUAAGAACAUGAACAUUGUUGGGAAUAUCUCUUGGGAAUUACUCUCAGCUACUGUAUGUCUUCAUAUCUCCUUCUUGUACAGUUGGAAACAACAUCAAAGUAAAACCUUCUGUCAUGCAA